Ilex paraguariensis (yerba mate) is the source of this 295-nucleotide messenger RNA. NCBI's taxonomy places the organism in Eukaryota, Viridiplantae, Streptophyta, Magnoliopsida, Aquifoliales, Aquifoliaceae. The record is from the annotation of a GenBank genome assembly.
GAUGAGAUGUGCUCGCCAAGAGGCGUUGUUUCUCAACAGUCCCCUGAUACUCAGAGUAGAGUUUCAUAAGGUUUCUAAGUCCCGAGUCAAUCCUUAUCCAAGUAACAAAUGGGUGUCGAUGGGCGCAGACUGUUGGGCGUUGGCGCUGGAGACGCCGAACAAGGAGACUCCAAUGAGGGAAGAACUGGCCUUGUUUGGCGGCAGUGCCCUGAGCACAACGUCGACGGAGAAGGCAUUACUUCGGGUUGCCUUGGGCGACGCCUCGAGUCGCUUGGGCGAAGCCUUGCUUAGGUGA